Molecule: messenger RNA, 935 nt
Organism: Neomonachus schauinslandi (Hawaiian monk seal)
Lineage: Eukaryota; Metazoa; Chordata; Mammalia; Carnivora; Phocidae
Product: carbonyl reductase [NADPH] 1-like
Exons: 4
Coding region: 26-907 (293 amino acids)
Molecular function (GO): carbonyl reductase (NADPH) activity
Source: RefSeq, a predicted model, not a curated record
GGUAGUGCUUGCUCUCCACACAGCCAUGUCAUUGGCCCCCCGUGUGGCGCUGGUGACCGGGGCCAGCAAGGGCAUCGGCUUCGCCAUUGCGCGCGACCUGUGCUGGCAGUUCUCCGGGGACGUGGUGCUCACGGCGCGGGACGAAGCGCAGGGCCAUGCAGCCGUGCAGCAGCUCCAGGCCGAGGGCCUGAAUCCCCGCUUCCACCUGCUGGACAUCGACGACCUGCAGAGCAUCUGUGCCCUGCGCGACUUCCUGCGCAAGGAGUACAGAGGACUGGACGUGCUGGUCAACAACGCGGGCAUCGCAUUCAAGGCUGGUGAUCCCACACCGUUUCAUAUUCAAGCAGAAGUGACCAUGAAAACAAACUUCUUUGGUACCCGAGAUGUGUGCACAGAACUGCUGCCUCUAAUGAAACCCCAAGGCAGAGUGGUGAAUGUGUCUAGCAUAAUAAGCCUCGUAGCCCUUAAAAAGUGCAGCCCAGAACUGCAGCAGAAGUUUAGAAGCGAGGCCAUCACAGAGGAGGAGCUGGUGGGGCUCAUGAACAAGUUCAUGGAAGACACAAAGAAAGGCGUGCACAGGAAGGAGGGCUGGCCUGAUACUGCCUAUGGAGUGACAAAAAUCGGUGUCACAGUCCUGUCCAGAAUCCAUGCGAGGAACCUAAGUGAGCAGAGGAGAGGUGACAAGCUCCUCCUGAACGCCUGCUGCCCUGGGUGGGUGAGAACAGACAUGGCGGGACCUAAAGCCCCUAAAAGCCCAGAAGAGGGAGCAGAGACCCCUGUCUACUUGGCCCUUUUGCCCUCUGAUGCUGAGGAGCCUCAUGGGGAGUUUGUUAUGGAGAAGAAAGUUGAACAAUGGGGACCGCUCUAUCAGUUACCUUCAUGGCUCCCAUCUCAAAUCCCACCAUGAUUGACCAAAAAAACUGUUACACUGUCAA